CUCUCCUCAAACUUUCAUUGGUGUCCUGUCUGCUAGCUUUCCCGACAUAUUUCAUAGCUUCGUCGCCUAGGCAAGUGGUUACAGCCGUCUGAACACCACCAACAAUUUCCUCGGAAAGUCCAACAAUGUCUGCAUCAGACGCUCCAUCUCUUCGAUUCCCGGAACCCUUUCCAGCUCAGGCGAACGUCACACACGAAGCAGCCAUAAACAUGCUCAGUCGGGCGGCUCAAUUGGCCCUGCAGCAGCCGUUCGUAUGGUGUUGGAUUGAUAAACCGUCUGACGGCGCGGUCUUCCUUCUUUUCGUGCAAGGGCGUUUCCCAAACGAUGGUAUACGGUUUUUAGAGCCAGAGCAGCACUACAGGAGGAUGAUUGGAGCGCACGGGGAGCUGGAGGUCUACGAGACAAAAUACGGCUUCAUACCAGGCUCAGGAGAGACGAGUGCUUCACGCGUUAGGAGACGGUAUCGACUGAGCAAAGGCGGUAAUCAAAAUCUUGUGCUCGUGCACUAUUCGAGGGGACAAGGAUUGCAGAUUCCCCCAUUGAUCGCGAACCAGCCUAUCCGACAGUACCCGCUCCGACCACUAAACGAGCCUGCGAUGUUUGUUGCUGGUGACAAGGUUGGUCAGAAGAUACCUUUGGCUGGUGGAGGAGGUGGGAUGCCUAUGGGUGGUGGUUUCCCAGGGCGUGGCGAUCCCCAUGCCAUGCUUGCUCAACAGAACAGGGAGAUGGAAGCAUUGGACAGGCGAGCUCAAAGGGAUAGGAGUGCAAGCAUGAACCAGCGUCUGCCUCCACAACAGCAGCGACCGGUGGAUGAUGAGGACUCCUCGGAUGAGUUGGAGCAGAUAUCGACUCGGACGUUGGCUCUUUCUCGCUACAAGCGCAACCAUGAGCUCAUGAAUGAAGUUUUCAUGCACGCUGCCUUCGGCGAUAAAACCAUCCCCAAAACGCCACCAGCCUACUCAAUUUUCAACAAGGAUGACCUCGAGGCGAAGCUAUCCAAACUCACCUCAGAAAUCCAAGACAUACGUGCCAAAUCAGCCGCACGAGAAGCCCAACAGACAUCAUCUAUGGACAACUUAGAGCAGUCAGACGUCAGCAUGUCCAUGGUCCAAUCGCCGAGCGCACCUAUGAUCGGGGUAGACGGAAGCGAGGCUUGAAGUUUUGCUCCCUAUAGCAGCGAGGUGUAGUCGCCAGUUUAAGCUUUCUUGUAUCGUCUUUGGAUCGUGUGCCCGUGUAUCAUUAUUGUUGUUUUUGUUUUCUUGCUCUGUUUCCGUGUUGCCUCAUCAAUUG
Molecule: messenger RNA, 1290 nt
Organism: Stereum hirsutum FP-91666 SS1
Lineage: Eukaryota; Fungi; Basidiomycota; Agaricomycetes; Russulales; Stereaceae
Exons: 7
Coding region: 126-1157 (343 amino acids)
Biological process (GO): chromatin remodeling
Source: RefSeq, a predicted model, not a curated record